GCAUCCAAUCCCUUCUCUAAUCGAAGCGUAGAUUCCCAUUCCUUUUCAGUCUUCAAAUACCCCUUCUUCCUCUUCGCGGCACUACGCCCAGCAACUCCUCUGUUCCUCUCUCUGCAGUUACUCUCUCUAUCGAUAACAACAAGCAAGAUGCAGAUCUUCGUCAAAACUUUGACCGGAAAGACAAUCACUCUCGAGGUCGAGAGUAGUGACACAAUCGACAAUGUUAAGGCCAAGAUUCAGGACAAGGAAGGUAUCCCCCCUGAUCAGCAGAGGUUGAUUUUCGCUGGCAAGCAGCUUGAAGAUGGUCGUACUCUUGCUGAUUAUAACAUUCAAAAGGAAUCAACACUUCAUUUGGUCUUGAGGCUUAGAGGAGGAACCAUGAUUAAAGUAAAGACUCUUACUGGAAAAGAAAUUGAAAUUGACAUUGAGCCAACUGAUACUAUUGACCGGAUCAAGGAACGUGUUGAAGAGAAAGAGGGGAUUCCGCCUGUGCAGCAGAGGCUCAUAUAUGCUGGGAAGCAGCUCGCAGAUGACAAAACAGCUAAAGAGUACAACAUUGAAGGUGGCUCUGUGCUUCACCUUGUGCUUGCCCUUAGGGGUGGUAGUCUUUAGGCAGAAUAAUAAGCAUCCCAUUACAGGGAACUCUGCUUUUACAGGCUUGGUUACUUCUUGGUCAAAUUUGUUAGUCAAAACUAAAGCCUGAAACCGUGAAUGGAAACGAUGUCACUAUCUUGCUCUAAACAUGGCGUUGUUAUAUCAUUAAUUUGCUUUCUGCAAUUUUUCUAAAAUUGUUAUAGUAAGUUUGACUCAAGUUAUAUGCUUUCAAAAUCGAUAGUCGUCUGAAUGAUGGAUAAUUGAACUAUUAAUUCAUGAUCAAUAUUUUAGGGACC
Messenger RNA from Neltuma alba, 890 nucleotides. Its product is annotated as ubiquitin-NEDD8-like protein RUB2. Gene Ontology annotation, molecular function: protein binding. The coding region runs from base 148 to 612 and encodes 154 amino acids. The record is from RefSeq and is a predicted model, not a curated record. NCBI's taxonomy places the organism in Eukaryota, Viridiplantae, Streptophyta, Magnoliopsida, Fabales, Fabaceae. The transcript is spliced from 3 exons.